Messenger RNA from Acytostelium subglobosum LB1, 948 nucleotides. RefSeq lists its product as hypothetical. The transcript has 3 exons. NCBI's taxonomy places the organism in Eukaryota, Evosea, Eumycetozoa, Acytosteliales, Acytosteliaceae. The record is from RefSeq and is a predicted model, not a curated record. The annotation marks the transcript as partial.
AUGAUGGAGGAUUAUCAAAAAGUAUAUACUCAAACAUCCAUUUCUGAUAUUAUUAAGAAAGAAACUUUGAUUGCAGUUGAGAAGACUGCUACAGUUCAAGAGUUGUUGGCAGUACUCCAUAAACAUUGUUUAACAUCCGUACCAGUUGUUGACUCUGAUACAGGAAAGAACAGAGUUAUUGGAUUUGUUGAUACAAAUGAUGUACUAGCAUUACUUGUAAAGAUAUGCGAGAAUGCAUCAGUAUGUCAUCAUGCAAUGAGAUUACUUUCCAUUGGUUUCCUUCAUACAACAGUAUCAAAUAUUAUGGACUUAUCAAAGAAGGAUCAAUUUACAGUUGUACUAGAGGAGCAGUCACUAUUUGAAGUAAUGAAGAUGUAUGCCAGAGGAGUAUAUCGCGUGGCUCUACUCUCAAUAUUUAGCGAUAUUGAGGACAUUGUGAGCCAGAGUGCAGUGAUUUCCUUUAUUGCAGAUAAUGUAUCUGUCCUUGGAACUUUGAAGAAUAAGACCAUUUUGGAUUUAUUGCCUCAACUCGUAGAUAAGGCGGAUGUCAUCUCCACCCAAGCUUCAACUCUGGUGUAUGAUACUUUCAAGUCUAUGCAUCACCAUGGUGUCACAGCUGUCCCAGUUCUUUCAGACCAGACCGGACAAAUUAUUGGUACACUAUCCAUUAAUGAUCUCAGUAGUCUUAAAGAGGACAACAUGGAUCUCCUUCUCCAGUCCACCGAGAGGUUCAUCAGCAGGAACGAUAUGCUCGAUCCAAACAAACAUAAACCAUCCUACCCAAUUAUUAUCUCUGUAAAGGAUACACUUACCCAUGCAAUUGAGAUGUUGGCCAAGUACAAGAUUCAUAGAUUGUGGAUUGUUGAUGAACAUAGAAAGCCCAUCUCCAUUCUCUCACUUACAGAUGUGUGCAAGAUCAUUACAGAACCACCUGCUGAGUUGAAAGCU